Mesoplodon densirostris (Blainville's beaked whale) is the source of this 1194-nucleotide messenger RNA. RefSeq names its product protein kinase cAMP-activated catalytic subunit alpha (gene PRKACA). Bases 59 to 1114 code for a protein of 351 amino acids. Lineage: Eukaryota; Metazoa; Chordata; Mammalia; Artiodactyla; Ziphiidae. Gene Ontology annotation, biological process: peptidyl-serine phosphorylation. Gene Ontology annotation, cellular component: cAMP-dependent protein kinase complex; nucleus. The transcript is spliced from 10 exons. The record is from RefSeq and is a predicted model, not a curated record. Gene Ontology annotation, molecular function: ATP binding; protein kinase A regulatory subunit binding; cAMP-dependent protein kinase activity.
CGCCUCCAGCACCCGCCGCGCCGCAGCUCCGGGACCGGCCCCGGCCGCCGCCGCCGCGAUGGGCAACGCCGCCGCGGCCAAGAAGGGCAGCGAACAAGAGAGCGUGAAAGAGUUCUUAGCCAAAGCCAAAGAAGAUUUUCUUAAAAAAUGGGAAAAUCCUGCUCAGAAUACAGCCCAUUUGGAUCAGUUUGAACGAAUCAAGACCCUCGGCACGGGCUCCUUCGGGCGGGUGAUGCUGGUGAAGCACAAGGAGACCGGGAGCCACUUUGCCAUGAAGAUCCUCGACAAACAGAAGGUGGUAAAGCUGAAACAGAUUGAGCACACCCUGAAUGAAAAGCGCAUCCUGCAAGCGGUCAACUUUCCGUUCCUUGUCAAACUCGAGUUCUCCUUCAAGGACAACUCAAAUUUAUACAUGAUCAUGGAGUACGUGCCUGGUGGGGAGAUGUUCUCACACCUGCGGCGGAUCGGGAGGUUCAGUGAGCCCCAUGCCCGCUUCUACGCAGCCCAGAUUGUCCUGACCUUUGAGUACCUGCACUCGCUCGAUCUCAUCUACCGGGACCUGAAGCCGGAGAACCUCCUUAUCGACCAGCAGGGCUACAUUCAGGUGACAGACUUCGGUUUCGCCAAGCGUGUGAAAGGCCGCACCUGGACCUUGUGCGGCACCCCCGAGUACCUGGCCCCCGAGAUCAUCCUGAGUAAAGGCUACAACAAAGCUGUGGACUGGUGGGCCCUGGGGGUUCUCAUCUAUGAGAUGGCCGCUGGCUACCCGCCCUUCUUCGCUGACCAGCCCAUCCAGAUCUAUGAGAAGAUUGUCUCUGGGAAGGUGCGGUUCCCGUCCCACUUCAGCUCCGACCUGAAGGAUCUGCUGCGGAACCUCCUGCAGGUGGACCUCACCAAACGCUUUGGGAACCUCAAGAACGGGGUCAAUGACAUCAAGAACCACAAAUGGUUUGCCACGACUGACUGGAUCGCCAUCUACCAGAGGAAGGUGGAAGCUCCCUUCAUACCAAAGUUUAAAGGCCCUGGGGACACAAGUAACUUUGACGACUAUGAGGAGGAAGAGAUCCGAGUCUCCAUCAAUGAGAAGUGUGGCAAGGAGUUUUCUGAGUUUUAGGGGUGUGCCUGUGCCCCCAUGGGUUUUCUUUCUUUGUUUCUUUUUUUUUUUUUUUUUUUUUUGGUGGUGGGUGGGAGGGU